ACGAAUUCAGAUUAGAUUACGAGCAAAUCAAGAACCUUUCUUUUAACAAUGGCAUCUGUUCAGACCCCUUCUCCGCUGGCAGCCACAUGUGGAGCUUAAGUUGUUUUCCGUCUUAUACGGCCGAUGAUAUCUCUAUCUACAUUCGGCUAGAGAGCAAGCCUGGGAGCGUCAGUGCCAUCUUUGAGGUUUCCGUCAUGGAUAAGGACGGGAAACCAUCUUUAGCCGCUGGGAGAAGAGCAGGGGUUCUUCUGUUCCAACAUAAAGACUGGGGGUGGUUUCAUUCAGUCCCAAAGACUGAUUUGGUUAAAAAUUACGUAACAGAGGGACACAUAAGGAUAGUAUGCGGCAUCAUGGUUGCACGCGUACCCGCCCGCGGGCUUCACCGCGUGGGGGUGGAGCCACUUCGUGCACCGGAGGCCCCUGGGCUCGCCGGACCACCUGGCGGCCGACGGCCGCGCGACGUUCGUGUGCGGGGUCGUCGUCCUGCGCGGCGUCGUCGGCGGCGCCGCCGCAACUGCCCCUGCCCCGCCGUGCGACGUGGGGAGCGACCUCGGCCGCCUGCUGGACAGCGGCGACGGCUCGGACGUCGCGUUCUCCGUCGGCGGGGAGACCUUCCGCGCGCACCGCGCCGUGCUCGCGGUCCACUCGCCUGUGCUCCGGGCGGAGCUCCUCGGCGCCAUGGCGGAGGCCACGAUGCCCACCAUCACGCUGCGCGACGUCGAGCCGGAGACGUUCGGGGCCAUGCUGCGGUUCAUGUACACGGACGCGCUGCCGGAGGACCUCGACGGGCGCUCGUCGCCGUCGGGCGAUCUCCUGCACGGGCUGCUCGCGGCGGCGGACCGGUACGCGCUGGACGCGCUCAAGAUCGUGGCCGCGCAGAGGCUCGGCGACGCCGUGACGGUGGACAACGUGGCGGCGACCCUGAGCUGCGCUGAGGUGUACGGCUGCCCGGAGCUCAAGAGCAGGUGCCUCGACUUCUUCAUGGAGGAGAAGUUCAGGAAGGUGGUGCUGACACAGGGGUACUUCAAUUUGACGCCAUCGCUCGUCGACGACAUCAGAGCGCGGGUCGAGGAUUGGGAAAGGCGCAUUUCCGCAGAGAAGGCGUCAGAUUCUUUUAGUUUUAGCGCCGCUAAAGCUCGCUAUUUCGAUCCUUGGAUGCAGAAGCUGCUUGAUGCUUUGAGUGAUUAAAAAGUGUAAUACUGAUAGUAUUUAUCCAUACUCAUCAUCCCCUAAUUGAUGGCCAGCCACUCUUAACAGAGAGCCACUGAUUGCAGGCCAUCUAAAUGCUUUUGAGGAUGACAGAGAUCUCAGAAAUGUUAUUGUCCCCAUGAAAGAUAAGUUCCUAGCCUAAUGGUGUGACAUACCUAUUCUUUAUUCAUUUGCAUUUAUCUUGGAUCCUAGAGCCAAGAUGAGAGGUUUUACCAAUGUUCUUAGGCUUCUGUCUCAAUUUAAUGGUGCUGAUUAUUCUUGUUACCUAACUGAGAUAAGAGCUGAGUUCUGUGACAUUUUCUAAAUAUGAAACUAAAUUUGAUGUUGUGAGAUCACAAAGGGAUGCACAAACAACAACUUCAGGUAAGAAGAAAACUACAUGGGGUAAGAUCUUUGUGGAGGAUGGUGCUAGUGCUGGUGCUCGGCUUGGUGCUGGCAUUGGUGCUGGUGCUGGUCUUGGUACUGGUCUGGUGCUGGUAUUAGUGCUUCCUCCUCACUGUCUAGGAGGACUUCAACCAGUGCUUUGUUUCAGGCAGCAACUUCUGGUGCAUCUCUUGCUGGUGUUUCAGAGCUAAGUUCCUACCUAAACAGUGGCACCAUCAACCAUUGAUGAUGAUGACUUCAACAUAUUAAACUAGUGGCAUGAGCAUAAAAGGGCAUAUCCUGUUCUUUCUAUCUUAGCUAAGGAUAUUAUGACAGUGGUUGUGUCUAACAUAUCUUCAGAAUCUGCAUUUAGUCUAAUUGGCAGGAACAUCGAGGAACGGCGAAGGCAUCUUGCACCUGAAAUGGUGGAGAUGUUGACUCUGGUGAAGGACUGGGAGCAAGGGGAUGCCAGAGCUUAGCACAACAUGGACGACCAAGAACUUCAUGAAGUAUUUGAGAACUUGUACCUUGAUGAAGUAAAUGUGCCUUGAGAUUGAACUAUGUGAUAUUGUAGUUGAAUAAUGACUUGAUUAGGAGCUGGUUGUACUCUUUUUUUUCUUCGUAGGGUUUUCUCACGAGGUGUGAGUUUUUACCUACAAAAGUUUUUAAUGAGGCAGCAAAACAAACAGCUCAAAUAAUAUUUGAAGAAUUUUGAA
Panicum virgatum (switchgrass) is the source of this 2288-nucleotide messenger RNA. Its product is annotated as BTB/POZ and MATH domain-containing protein 3-like. Lineage: Eukaryota; Viridiplantae; Streptophyta; Magnoliopsida; Poales; Poaceae. The transcript has 2 exons. Gene Ontology annotation, biological process: protein ubiquitination. The record is from RefSeq and is a predicted model, not a curated record. Bases 679 to 1188 code for a protein of 169 amino acids. Gene Ontology annotation, molecular function: protein binding.